CUUACGUCACCAAACUGCGACAUCAGCGCAUAACAAGCGCCACAUUUUUUUUUUGUUGCGCCUAAUAAUUCCGAUAUAUUCGGCUCAACUCAGAGUCAAGUUUGAGAUAAGAGAUUAACGUAUUCAGGGUAUAGAGCAGGAAUUACUGUAAUGCACCAUGAGUUUAUUUGGCACAAACUCUGGAUUUGGAACAACGGGAACUGGUGUUUUUGGAACCUCAACGGCUGACACUCAUAAUCCUAUGAAGGAUGUUGAAGUGACCUCCCCACCCGAUGACAGCAUCAGCUGUCUGGCUUUCAGCCCCCCCACCAUGCCUGGGAAUUUUCUCAUUGGAGGAUCCUGGGCUAAUGACGUCCGGUGCUGGGAGGUACAGGACAAUGGACAAACUGUCCCCAAAGCUCAACAGAUGCACACGGGUCCUGUGCUUGAUACAUGUUGGAGUGAUGAUGGGAGUAAAGUGUUCACUGCUUCCUGUGACAAGACAGCCAAGAUGUGGGAUCUCAACAGCAAUCAAGCAAUGCAGAUUGCACAGCAUGAUGGCCCUAUCAAGUCGAUUCACUGGAUAAAAGCACCUAACUAUAGCUGUGUCAUGACUGGCAGCUGGGACAAAACACUGAAGUUUUGGGACACCCGCUCUCCCAAUCCUAUGAUGUCUCUGCAGAUGCCAGAAAGAUGUUACUGUGCAGAUGUAGUGUACCCGAUGGCGGUGGUGGCCACAGCUGAGCGUGGCCUGAUUGUUUACCAGUUGGAGAACCAGCCGUCCGAAUUUCGCAGACUUGAAUCUCCUCUUAAGCAUCAGCACCGCUGUGUGGCCAUAUUCAAGGACAAGCAGAACAAGCCAACUGGCUUUGCACUGGGAAGCAUUGAGGGACGUGUUGCUAUCCACUAUAUAAACCCUCCAAACCCAGCCAAAGACAACUUCACCUUCAAGUGCCACAGGUCUAAUGGAACCAACACAGCCACCCCACAGGACAUCUAUGCUGUCAACGCCAUCUCCUUCCAUCCUGUUCACGGAACUUUGGCGACUGUUGGCUCAGAUGGUCGCUUCAGUUUUUGGGACAAAGACGCCCGCACCAAGUUGAAGACGUCCGAGCAGCUCGACCAGCCCAUUACAGCCUGCUGCUUUAACCACAAUGGCAACAUUUUUGCAUAUGCUUCUAGCUAUGACUGGUCAAAGGGUCACGAGUACUACAGCCCCCAGAAGAAGAACUACAUUUUUUUGAGGAAUGCUGCGGAGGAGCUGAAGCCUCGGAACAAGAAAUGAUUCUUCUUGCCAGGUUGCAUCUGGUGUGGGGAAACGCAGACAACCAGAUGGUUUAGGGAGCGUAUACGCUCAAGAAAGACUCCUACCUUUCACCAAACACCUGUAUCAGCUGCUGUGAUGCUGCUUCCUGUCCAUGGACCAAUCAGAGGCCUACACAACCCAGUGCUGGUGACAACUGCUUGGAAAACUUGUCAUAUAAGUUUGCAUACAUACGGAGGGUUUGUAAUUCAUCUGGGUAUGUUUUUCUUACAUGUCCUAUUGUUUGUUUUUUUUUACACCUCUCCAAAGACUGUCCAUUAUUAAUUUGUUGUUACUCUGUGGUUUAUCUCUGA
Molecule: messenger RNA, 1596 nt
Organism: Phycodurus eques (leafy seadragon)
Lineage: Eukaryota; Metazoa; Chordata; Actinopteri; Syngnathiformes; Syngnathidae
Gene: rae1
Product: ribonucleic acid export 1
Exons: 13
Coding region: 158-1264 (368 amino acids)
Biological process (GO): RNA export from nucleus; transcription-dependent tethering of RNA polymerase II gene DNA at nuclear periphery
Cellular component (GO): nuclear pore
Molecular function (GO): ubiquitin binding; RNA binding
Source: RefSeq, a predicted model, not a curated record